ACUAUAGAAAUCAAUCAUAUAAGGAACUUAUUAAGGGAACAGCGAAAAUACGUUGCAGACGAAACAAUUCAACUCCAAGAAAAAGAAAUAUCGAUUCAGAAAUACUCAUCGUCUUGCUUUAAUAUUUAUCAGGCGUGUGUUGUUGGGGAUCUGGGCUCAGUUCAAUGGUACAUUAAUGAUGGACAUGAAGAUGUUAACAAACCCGACGAGAAUGGCACCACACCAUUGUUUUAUAGCAUUCAAAAGAAUCAAUUGUCCAUCGUGAAAGAACUGAUCAAAGCUGGUGCAGAUGUCAACAUGGUUGCUAGUUUGGAAGAAGGUAUUAAUGUCACUCCUGUGCACGUGGCAGUCAAGUUCAACCGCUGCGAGUGUUUGAAAAUCCUUUUAAAUCAUGGUGCCGACGCUAAUGUACCAAAUCAAUUCGGACAGACUCCUUUACACUCAGCUGUACGGAGAAAGCUUCGUGAUUUGGUCAAUAUGCUUCUUAAGAAUGGAGCAAAUGUUAACAUCACAGAUCAUGAUAUGGUGACGCCUCUACAUUUGGCUGCCAGCCCCGGAAGUAACAAAGACAUCAAAGAAGUAGUAAAGAUGAUGAUUGACAAUGGGGCAAAUCCUUUGUGUGAAGACAGUGAAGGCAACACUGUAUUUCACGAGGCUGCAGAAAAUGGCAGUGAAGAUGUACUCGAUGUAUUAUUUGAAUAUCAAAGUCAUCACACGUUUCCAUCAUUCAACGUGACUGAUGUGUUGAAUAAACCACGAAAGGACGGCAAUAAUUGCUUUCAUCUCGCCGUGAAGGGUCACGUUAAGGCAGUCGAUAUUUUAUAUAAUCAUUAACAAAUUUUAAGUGUUCUUGUGGAACGUGAACGGAAAGAAGUAGGAGAUGGAAGAAAGAGGAGAUGGGAGGAAGAGG
Xenia sp. Carnegie-2017 is the source of this 910-nucleotide messenger RNA. Its product is annotated as putative ankyrin repeat protein RF_0381. The record is from RefSeq and is a predicted model, not a curated record. The transcript has 7 exons. Lineage: Eukaryota; Metazoa; Cnidaria; Anthozoa; Malacalcyonacea; Xeniidae. Gene Ontology annotation, cellular component: nucleus. Gene Ontology annotation, molecular function: protein binding. The annotation marks the transcript as partial. Gene Ontology annotation, biological process: regulation of gene expression.